Molecule: messenger RNA, 2565 nt
Organism: Filobasidium floriforme
Lineage: Eukaryota; Fungi; Basidiomycota; Tremellomycetes; Filobasidiales; Filobasidiaceae
Product: eukaryotic translation initiation factor eIF2A-domain-containing protein
Exons: 10
Coding region: 164-2206 (680 amino acids)
Biological process (GO): translational initiation
Cellular component (GO): cytosolic small ribosomal subunit
Molecular function (GO): mRNA binding; protein binding; ribosome binding
Source: RefSeq, a predicted model, not a curated record
CGACCAUCUCCCGAUCGCAUCACCGUCUGCCUCUUUCAUUUGCAUAGAUCGCACGUAGCAUCCAGCCCUAUCUUUCCCCGAAGCACGGAAAUCGGGACGACAAGGCGAAAUCUUGAAACACUCGCACGAGCUAGAACCAGCACAUACGCACACAGUAAACAGGAUGUCGGCUAUCGAAUCACAAUAUGCGUUCCGAGCGCAAAAGACCAUCGGGCUCGUAAACGGAGACCCCUCUUACGCACCCUCCGAAGACUUGCCAUCGGAGGCCGUCUCAGCAAAGACCUUCAAGUAUUCACCUACGGGUCGACAGUUCGCUUAUGUCCAUGGAUCUACAAUAAACGUCAUCGCCCUCUCCUCCACUUCCUCCUCUACCUCCUCGGCUUCUCUUAAACGGUCCUUCGAAGUCCCCAACGUGAUCGACCUGGCCUUCUCCCCGCUCGGAUCCUACCUCUUUACUUGGGAACGGAUGAUCAAGGUCGACGACGGUCAGGCGGGGCAUAAGAACCUGAAGGUCUGGUUCCUGGGCAAGGAGAACAGGAUGGGGGUCGAAGGUGGGGGUCUGAGUGUGGAAGAGGUCAGGGAGGUAGCUGGAUUUGGGCAGAAGAGUUAUGAUCAGUGGCAACCUAUGGUCACCGACGACGAAUCCCACCUCAUCCGACUCUCCGGUCCAUCUGAGAUCUCCAUCUUCUCCCUAACCCCACCUACCUCUCUUAACCCCCUCCCUCCCAAAUCCGAGUCCGACCCUUCAAGCGAUCUCCGAGCGACCUCGGAAGCUCUCGGUCUUUACACCCCCGUCAGCAAGGUUCGUUCAGAGAGUACCAUCCGCGGGCUCUUCCUCGGCCCUUCGAAACGCUUCGGAACGGGCGCGGCGGAUGUAGACCCCCUCGCUGGGGGUCUGGGGGUCUGGGUGGGAGAAUACAAGGGACAGCCGGCGAGCGUGAACCUUUAUACGUUGAGGUCCCUCAGGGAUGUCGGGAAUGGGGCGUUGCCGGUAACUCAGGCGAGGAAGAGUUUCUUCAAGGGUGACAAGGUCGUCUUGAAGUGGAACAAGGUCGGGUCGAUGGGCCUGUUCUUGACCACCUCGGACGUGGACAAUUCGGGCAAGUCGUAUUACGGAGAGACCAACUUGUAUCUCGUCGGUCUGAACGGACAGUUCGAGUGCAAGGUCGCUCUCGACAAGGAAGGGCCGAUCCAUGACUACGCUUGGAACCCGAAUUCCAGGGAAUUUAGCGUUUGUUACGGAUACAUGCCCGCCCGGACGGUCCUCUUUGACCUCAAGGCCAACCCGAUCCACUCGUUCGAACCCAAGCCUCGAAACUUUAUCGCCUACCAACCUCAGGGCCGAUUGUUCCUCAACGCCGGGUUUGGGAAUCUGACAGGGACGAUCGAUGUCUGGGACUUGAAGUCGAGGAAAAAGGUUUCCGAGUUCCAGGCGCCGAACUCGACGACGUGCGAGUGGAGCCCGGAUGGGAGGUACAUCUUGACGGGCACUUUGAGUCCCCGGUUGAGAGUCGAUAAUGGAGUCAAGGUGUGGUGGUGUACGGGGAAACUUUUGCACGUACAGAUGGUCGAGGAGCUUUACCAGACCUCGUGGCGACCCGGAUCGGUCGAUUCGUUCCCUGCUUUCCCGCUCGAGAUGCCCGCGGCCCCUGCGCCGCAUACGAGCGUUGCUCAGUUCACGCCUGCCAACAAGACAACGGACGAGUCGAGCAAGCCCGUCGGUGCCUACCGACCACCGGGCGCCAGGGGUACUGCCACGCCAUCGAUCUACAAGCGGGAAGAUGAAGGUGGAGCCGCGGUCAUGCCCUCUGCUAACGGGUCUGGAGCGAUCUACGUCCCGGGAACCAGGACACCCCGGUCGAGAAACAUUCCUGGCGCUCCCCCAGGUGCAGCCAAACCUAACGGGAAUGAGGGCAAGGGCAAGAAGAACAAGAAGAACGGCGCAGCUACCGGUGGAAACGCUACGCCAGCCGCUUCUGCCCCUUCGACCCCGGCCGUCGAGGUACCGCCUCCUAUCGCUGAUGGGGACGCCGACGCUACGCAAAAGAAGAUCCGAAACCUGAACAAAAAGCUCAAGGCCAUCGUCGACCUCAAGGAGCGCAAGGCCAAGGGAGAGGUUCUCGAAGCCACUCAGCUCAAAAAGAUCGAAGGCGAGACUGCCAUUUUACAAGAACUCAAGACGCUCGAAAGCAGUCUUAAAAAGUAACAAGGACGCUCGGAUCUCCUGCCUCUUUGCAUGCGCCACCUCUAUCCUCCAACAUUCCUUUCCAGCUUCUCUCUUUGAUUCUCUCGCAUCUCAACCUCUCUUCACGAGCAUCAUUAUCAUCGACCUUUGACGACGUCUGGUUCCACUUUGCAUUCUUCACGGAUCCUUCCCGAAGGGGAGCAAAUCCAUCCGAUCAGUAAAAACAAGAAUCGUACAGCUAGCGCGCAUCGUCCUUCUUUUUCUUGUAGCAAGACUUUGUAUUAGGGCUGUGUGUGACGCUGUUGAUGACGACGCAUUGAUGUCGAUACCACGUAGUCCCUCACGGACCACGUCUUGGCUGAGUGGAAACUAGAACAGGA